AUGGCUUGCAGGAUAGCACCUGAUUGUAGUCAGGAUCAGUCUGAAUUUGAGGCAGAACUGAAAGCCGCUGGUGAGAAGCUUGUAGUAGUCGAUUUCUCUGCCACAUGGUGUGGACCAUGCAAAAUGAUCAAGCCCUUCUUCCACAGUUUGUGUGAGAAGUAUGGCAAUGUGGUGUUCGUCGAAAUCGAUGUGGAUGAUGCCCAGGAUGUGGCUACACACUGUGAUGUGAAGUGCAUGCCAACGUUCCAGUUCUACAAGAGCGGAAAGAAGGUGCAGGAGUUCUCUGGGGCCAAUAAAGACAAGCUGGAAGAGACCAUUAAAAGCCUCAUCUAAUCUCCAGUUAUGGAGACAUUGAAGCAUGACUGCUUCGGCUAAAUUAUAGCCUGCAACUUUUCUACUUUAAAGAAACAAACCUCCUAACCAAACUAGCUAGGUGAAGUGAUGGAAGCUAUCUUCUGGGUCUAUGUAAAUGAGUACAAUAAAGUGUACAUUCUUCACUUGGA
Molecule: messenger RNA, 503 nt
Organism: Dryobates pubescens (Downy woodpecker)
Lineage: Eukaryota; Metazoa; Chordata; Aves; Piciformes; Picidae
Product: thioredoxin
Exons: 5
Coding region: 1-333 (110 amino acids)
Molecular function (GO): protein-disulfide reductase activity
Source: RefSeq, a predicted model, not a curated record